AGGACGGCGCGGUGAAGGGAUUGCAGCCCCGCCGGGGCGCUUCAGUAAAAGCACGUCUUCUCCCCCCGCACUGGUCUUUCUGACAGCCAGCAAUCUGACGCCUCCUCGUCAAGGUUUGGAAAUUGUUACUUGAUGAAGAUGAAGGUCCAGACUUUCUUAUUUAAAAAUUCAUGCCAUUUAUCUUAAUGUUGGUGCAUCUGUUAAGAACUUCCUCAAGAGCCAGGAAACCUUGCAAGUAUGAAAUAAUCUGAAAAGAGGAGGUAAAGAAGGAAGUGAAAAAGAGGAAACAAGUACUACAACAAAGUAGGCUUAAAACAUAACCAAAAAGACUAAAGAGAGAGCUUGGCCUACCAAUCUUGAGGAAGGUGAAUGCCAUUCUCUAGGAAUAUAAAAAUGAAGAAACUUGAUCUCAGCUCACCAUUCAGCUAGUAGGAAGUCACACAAUUUCCUAGAAACACAAUUCCCCAUAAGAAAAAGAAGUGGAAUGGAAUAAAAUCCCCCCAUAUGGUGCAAUUAUACAUUAAUGUUUGUAAUGUAAAAAGCAUCAGCUACAGAGAACCAUCUUUCAAAACUGAGUUUACUCAAUCCCUCCUCUAAUUGCUUCAGAACUUUGCUAGAUAAUAUUCUUUCAGAUCUGAAAAGGAAUUGCCUAACAGAGCUUGCAAAAUUAUUGAACUAUACAACGCUACAGAGAAUUACAUUGGUCUGUACCCGUGCAUUCAUUAAGUACACCACCAUGCCACUGAACAAUAUUGUCUGUGAAGAAAUGUUGAAAAGCUGUGAAAAUUCUUCAGUGGCCAUUUCUUUGGGAAUUUUCCUUCUUUCACUCCUGGUAUUCUGUGGAAUUGGAUGUGUUUGGCACUGGAAGCACCGUAACUCAACCCGAUUUACCUUGCCAAGGUUUUUGCAAAGAAGAAGCAAGAGAAAAGACUAUACUAAACCACGCUCCUUGAGUCCCUAUGUUGUCGGUCCAAGGGAUAAAAUCUCAGCUCAAACACAAGACUACAGAUCUGCUGUCAGGGGAACUAACCUACAUGAUGAUUAUGAAAAUGUGGAAACGCGUCCUUCCAAAGCUAAAGAAGAAACUGAGAAGGAACUAUACGAAAACACACAACAAUUCAAUUUUGAGGAGCAUGUCUAUGGAAAUGAGACAUCAUCUGACUAUUGUAAUUUCCAGAAACCUUGCACCUCUGAAGCUCCUCAAGAUGAAGAUAUAUAUAUUCUUCCAGACUUGUAACAUUUGCAAAAACUGGGUUUAGUUUUUUGGAGGAUAAAUAUUUACUGGGGCUUUUGUUUUACUAAUGCCAUUAUUAAUCAAGUUCUUCUGAUGAAAUGCAAUGUUCUCUCCAACUCCAUCCUUCUGAACCUUCUCACUGUGUUACUGAGGAUUGAAUAUCUAGAAUAUCUACUCUCCUUGCCUCUGGAUUAAAUCUGAUUUUAUGCUAUAUUGAUUCUCUCCUCCAAAAAUUACCUGAAUUUAUCUCUUUCUUCCAUUUCUACCUCCACCCUCUUUUUCUGACUCAUAAUUGUCACAAUCUCAAAACUGGCCUUCCUGCUUCCAGUUUCUAUCCACUCAAUCAUUUCUCCAGAAUUCUUCCAGAUUUAGCUUCUAAGAAUAUCCCCAAUGGCCACAUCACUCCUUUGCUGAAAGACUUUUAAUGCCUCCUUUUUUGCAAAAGACAUAAAACCCAUAAUACAAACUCCAGACUUUCUGAUUUUCCACAGUUGGGUCCAAUUUACUUUUCCAGUGAUUUCUACUAAUUCCUCAUUUCUCUGCUUUCAUCAGAAUCACCUCAAAACCUGCCAAACUUAUCCCACCUCCGCAAUUUUGCUUAUCUGCCCCUUUCCAAGCCUGCUGCAGAUCAUUAUUUCUUCAAAAAUCUUCUGAAUCAUUUCAAACCUACAUUCACCUUUUUCUUUUCAGACCUCCUAUAGAAUUUGCUGCCUGUUCAAUUCUUUGGACAUUUAAACAUAUCAGUGUCUGCUAUCACAAUUUUUAACAUUUUUAAAAUAACAUAUAUACAGAAAAGUAAUAACUUUCAAAGUACAGUUUAACAAGUAGUUAUAGAACAAAUUUCAAACAUUGUUAUGGGUUACAGUUCCACAAUUUCAGUUAUUUCUUUAUUGUGCUAUCACAUUUUAUUAUUACUUAAUAUCAUGUGAAAAUGUCUCAAAUUUCCAGAUGAAUAGUAAGGAACUGCCUUGCAUUUGUGUUUUUAUCCUCAAUGCCUAGACUGUCAUAUGAGGUACUCAAUACUUGUUAAAUUGGUAUGAAUUGAAUUGUACAUUUUGCUAAAUUAUUUUGAGAAAAAUCUAAUAAAUUCACCCAUUU
Choloepus didactylus (southern two-toed sloth) is the source of this 2332-nucleotide messenger RNA. RefSeq names its product GRB2 binding adaptor protein, transmembrane (gene GAPT). The transcript is spliced from 4 exons. The record is from RefSeq and is a predicted model, not a curated record. The coding region runs from base 737 to 1237 and encodes 166 amino acids. Gene Ontology annotation, cellular component: membrane. NCBI's taxonomy places the organism in Eukaryota, Metazoa, Chordata, Mammalia, Pilosa, Megalonychidae.